AUGGAUAUUAACCAAGAGCAUACAGAAAGGUCCGAAGAAGAGCUUAAGAAAGAAGCUAUCAAAGAAAAAGAUCUUGGUAAUGAAGCAUAUAAAAAACGUGAAUUCGAAAAAGCAUUACAACAUUAUAAUAAAGCUUGGGAAUUGGAUCCUACUAAUGCUUCUAUUUUGACUAACAAGGCGGCUGUAUUGUUUGAACAAGAACAUUAUGAAGAAUGCAUCAAAAUUUGUGAACAAGCCGUCGAUGUUGGCAAUGCUUAUGUUAAACUUGACAAGUUCGAUGAAGCGAUUAAAUAUUACGGCAAGUCAUUAGCUGAACAUCGAACACUCGAAAUACUUACUAAAUCUAACGAAAUUAAAAAGUUAAAAGUCAAACGCGAAAAAGAAGCAUACUAUAAUCCAGAGCUUUCUGAAAAAGCUAGGGAAGCCGGAAAUGAACUUUUCAAAAAAAAUGACUUUGCAGGUGCCGUGCAACAAUAUACAGAAGCGAUUAAGCGUAAUGAGAAUGAACCCAGAUCUUAUAGUAAUCGCGCAGCUUGUUACACAAAAUUAAUGGCAUAUGAAGAAGCAUUGAAAGACUGCGAGACUUGUAUUAACCUUGAUCCUAAUUUUAUUAAAGCCUAUGUCAGGAAAGCAGCUGUAGAGUUCUUAAAAAAAGAUUACUCAAAAUGCUUGGAAACUUGUAAAGUUGCAACGAAUUACGAUACGGAAAAAAAGCACACUUCGGAAAUUCAAGCACAGAUGAAAAAAUGUAAAGAAGCAAUGUACCAAAAUAGCCCAGAAAGUGUGGAAGAGACAAUUCGGAAGGCCGCUAGUGAUCCUGAAAUUAUGAAAAUCCUCCAAGACCCUGUUAUGCAACAGAUUUUACAACAAUGCCAGGAUGACCCACCGAAUAUUGAAAAAUUGAUGAAUGCUGGCAUUUUGAGGACCGCUUAA
Messenger RNA from Dentiscutata erythropus, 933 nucleotides. Lineage: Eukaryota; Fungi; Glomeromycota; Glomeromycetes; Diversisporales; Gigasporaceae. The record is from the annotation of a GenBank genome assembly.